Molecule: messenger RNA, 2124 nt
Organism: Aspergillus ibericus CBS 121593
Lineage: Eukaryota; Fungi; Ascomycota; Eurotiomycetes; Eurotiales; Aspergillaceae
Exons: 1
Coding region: 1-2124 (707 amino acids)
Source: RefSeq, a predicted model, not a curated record
AUGGCUUCUAGUGGUAGAAGGGAGUAUAUCCCUUUAGAAGCCCUCAACACAAACGCGGAAGACAACCACGAAGAGGCCGAAGAGGAACAGCCUCAUCGCAAGCGAAGGAAUCUCUGGCAUAGAAUCGAUACCACCAGUGUUCUGACUGUAUUCCUCGGCUUCCCACUCCUCCUGCUCGCAGUGACACUCCUGGCCCUGUUCUGGCACGGAUCAAUGAAAGCUAUUGACGGGGCGGAGCCAGAGAUCUACUGGGUGCGGGUCGUCAAUGCAGGCUGGGCGACGCGACUGGUGACCGUAUGCACCGCCUCUAUCCGAACGGUGGUGGCUUUCCAAGCCGGACUUGUCACGGCCAUGGUCGCGGGGAUUGUUUUGGAGACCACGGGCGUCCCCCUCCUACUGGGUCCAUUUUACUCCAUGCUCCGGGCAGUCAAGGUGGCUCCUAGCAACCUUUGGACUGCGACCAACUUCCAGCCUCACCUGUCGCGCUUCAUUUAUGCGCUGGUGCUCAUCGAGGUCCUGGUGACAGCAGCGUCCCAGUUCCUGUCCACCAUCUUGCUGUCCGAUUUUGCCAAUGGGACUUUCACCCAGCGCAGCAAUUCGACCAAUGUCAAUGUCCUCAAUACCACGGAUAACGGCCUUGCCGGUGGAUGGUGGUAUAUGCCUCCUGCAGCCAGCUGGACAUUCGCUGAGCUGUCGGGAUCCUUUGAAGACCGAUCGGGAUUCCAUGAUACCGGGCAUACCUUUCGAGCUUUCCUUCCUUUCGAGGAGGAGGCGCAACGAACCAAACUACACCGGCUCCGUGGCCCAGUGCCUGUCAUGGAUCAUCGGGUUGUCUGCGCCAGUCCGCCCCUGAUCAACUUGAGCCUAGAUGCGACCUUGGAGAGUUAUGUGCACCUGUCCGGACAAAUUCCCACGGAGAAUUUGACCUAUCCACUUUUAAUCGACCCGGACUCUCAACCCUACAUCAACUUCACCUGCGAAUUACCCACCCCAAACUUCUGGGACAACAACACGGUGGGCGAGACCAGCUUGUGCAUCCCCAAAAGCCGCUUAAACUGGACAGUCCUCAUCGAAGACCCUUUGAUCCAGCCCGACGGCUUCCCAGAGGCCUCGACCCUAUUCAUCGUCCUCGACGUCGUUUCCACCGCCGCAAUAAUCGGCACAUUAGGCACCCCAGCCGUUCAGACGAUCCGAACCGAUGGCCCCUGGACGAUAGUCAAUAACGGAUCCGCCCACAUCGAAACCCUCCGUAUCUCUGCUUGCCUCACCAAUCUCGCCAUGCAAACGUUCACUGUCGGAAUGAACAGCACAUCUGACAACCUCGAGCCCAAGACUGCCUGGGACCAAUACACCCAAAGCUACAACACCGAACCCUCCCGCCUCCAACUAGGUGUAUCAUCCCCAGGCAACACGAGCUCCGCCAACCACCGGGGUAUCCUCACGCUGGACCCCCGAUCCCAAUGGGAAAUCUUCCAUCCCCCAGCGGAUACCUUAGGAGUCGACCCAACCCCCUUCUUCAAGGCCAUCCUAAUUUUCCCCACCUUCCUCAAUUCCUACCUCCUCAACUACACCUACGACCCCGGCGUGAUCCUCUCCCGCAAAGAUCCUGGCAUCAUCUUCGGCAACGCCCAUCCGAGCCAUGUGGAUCUGUUCCAGGACACCCUGAUUACGACGGCCAGUCCGGCGUUGGCCGUCCAGGCCCUGCUCACCCGCAUCUAUCAGAUGGCAUACUACGACCAAUUGGUCCAGUUGAAUAGUCCGGUCGCGGCCGUGACGAUGUUCUCGCUCACCGCGGCGAUUCCGGUGCAGUGGACUGGCUUUGUGCUGGGGACGGUGCUCAUUGUGAUUCAUUCGAUCACUGUGGUGGUGGUGCUCGUCCGGUUUGUGAGGUCGGCCGAGAUCUCGUUCAUUGGGAGUUACUGGCAGACGGUGGCGCAGGUGGUUUCGAAGGAGACGCGGCCGAUUCUGGAGGAGGCGGAUCGGAUGGAUGAUGGGGCGGUGAAGGGGUGGGCGAAGCGGGAGGAGGUAGUGGAAUCAUUAGGGGUUCGUCGGGUUUUGCGGAGGAGGCCUGGUGGGCGGGUUACUUUGGGGCUUGUGGAGAAUGGGGAGGAGAAUCUGAUAUAG